Fomitopsis serialis is the source of this 1472-nucleotide messenger RNA. RefSeq lists its product as uncharacterized. The transcript has a single exon. Lineage: Eukaryota; Fungi; Basidiomycota; Agaricomycetes; Polyporales; Fomitopsidaceae. The coding region runs from base 459 to 1070 and encodes 203 amino acids. The record is from RefSeq and is a predicted model, not a curated record.
CACGGGACAGGGCAGGGGCAUCAUGAGCACCGUCGCCAGCCAUAUCAAUCAAGUGACCGAGACCCUGGUGACGCUUGACGAUCAUCGUACUCGUGCUCAGGGAAGACACCGGGGAAGCCUUUGGCGUCGAGAAUCGUCCCGUCGAGCGACGCAUGCUUGCCACAAGCCUCGGGACCGUUCUUGAGUACCUUAGCUAGGUACAUGUGGUCGCCGAGACGGGGACUACGGUAGGUCUCCUUCGCCAUGACGAGCUGAGGACACGGGUGCUUACCUUCCGUCCAGUUCGAAACGCGCGAUCAUGGCGUCGGGCCGGCCGCCAUGGUAUGAGAGAGGUGAGGUCGACCAUUUAAUGGAAAGGCGUGGUACUGACCUGACUCGUCUGCCGCGUUAACAACGGGUCACCGACCCGAUAUAGUGUUUUCGGUGGGCGACAGACACCGUUCACGACGUGAUACGGAAUGCGAGGCGAGUUUGCAGGCCGCGCGCUGGUCAUCUCAUUCGCUCCUUCCCUCGCAAAGUCGUUCCGGACUCGGGCGCGAGUCCCUCGCACCACGUUCUUGACCGACACACUGGAUCGCCGUCCGGUGAGCAAGGAAGCAUGGCCCGGCCACUGCACUGGCUCGGUGUGUCCAACCAUUGCUCGUCAACAGAAGAGCGCCGAAUUGUCGCGUCGGGCACACGCAGGCGCAUCUGCUUGCGGAGGUAGCGGCAGGCAGCCAUCGAGACUGAUCGAGAGCGAGCGGCCAAGGGUCGCAGGCGAGGAUUCGUGGCGAGAGUGUGAGACGUGGCUGCUGGUGGCACACUGGGUCGAUCGUCGGGCAGUGUACGGUGGGCUUGUACGUCGGUCUGACCAACUCGGUGUCCCUGACCAGCUCGCAGCCCAGAUUACGAACGAGGAUGCAAAGCCGCAGUGCACGCUAUUCGACCGCAAUGGGCUCCGGCCCUUGCCUUCCCGUACCCUCUCGGGAUCGUGGCCGGCAGCGGUCGGAGACAAGACAAGUCAUCGUCCGACGAGCGACGCUGGAUGGUUGGCUCGGGGACGCCGAGGUGGGAGCAUUGCUAGUGGGUGAGUAUGGGCGGGUGCGAGCCUCGGGAACGACGGGAUGUAUUCACGGGAGACUCGGAAAACGAGCGAGCGGGAACUCGAGCAGGCGGGGACGCAAGAGGGUAGGAAGGCGGGAGCACAAGCGGGCAGGAAGGUGGUCAUACGAGCAGGCGGGCACGAGCAAGCGGGCGAACAAGGGAGCGAGGCAGAUGGUCCUGGUCCGCAUGCGCAAGUGGGCGGGCGUCGCACUCACCUGUACUGACCUUGCCCUGGCCGGGCCCGGUUCCCCCGACUCCGUGUUACCCUCGCUCCCCCGUCGCAAUAUGCGUGUGCUGCUAUGUACCGCACAGUGUCGAAGUUGAGUCGACGAUUGAAGUGCUAAGCGCCUCGGGCACGAGGCAUCACGUGCACUUGCUCCCAUCUCUCC